AUUUGCGACUAAUCAUUUCGUUAAUGCUUGUGGUGACCCACCAUAAACGAAAGACCUCUCACCUUCCUUGGUGGAAGUUCUUCUCCAUGUAUGUCUAUUUGUUAUCCCACCUUUUCUUUUUAAUCAAACUAAACAUCUAAAACCCUAAACCUUACCAUAAUAAUUUACUGUUUUCCUACCCUGAAAAAUUGUCUUCCUAUCUGAAAGUCGUUGAAAUAGCAGGUGCUAGGAGGGAAAGUGUAGCGAAGAAGUCUAAAAUGAUGACAACUGACUCUUCUUUAACUGACGCUUUUAGCAACUAUGCUGAAUAUCUCAAUAACCUUAAUGACAAGAGAGAAAGAGUGGUCAAAGCAAGUCGUGAUAUCACAAUGAACAGCAAGAAAGUUAUUUUUCAAGUGCACAGAAUCGGUAAAGAUAACAAAGAUGAAGUACUAGAGAAGGCAGAGAACGAUCUACAAGCUGUGCGGAACAAAUAUAUCUCUCGACUUGUAAAGGAACUAAAUGGGACCGACUUUUGGAAGCUGAGACGUGCAUACUCUCCUGGGGUACAAGAAUAUGUAGAAGCUGCAUCAUUCUGUAAAUUUUGCAGAACUGGAACUCUUUUGAAUAUCGAUGAGAUAAAUGCAAGUUUUUUACCAUUAAACAAUCCUUCCGUUGAUCCUCUGCAAAUUAAUAUACUUGACUACCUUUUGGGGCUUGCAGACUUGACUGGAGAGUUGAUGAGACUGGCUAUUAGUCGAAUAUCUGAUGGUGAACUUGAUUUUGCUGAUAAGAUAUGCAGAUUUGUUCGCGAUUUGCAUAGGGAGCUGAUUCUUCUUGUUCCAGAUAUGGAUGACAACCAUGAUAUGAAAACAAAAAUGGACACGAUGCUUCAAAGUGUGAUGAAAAUAGAACAUGCUUGCUUCAGUGUACACGUGAGAGGAUCCGAGUAUAUUCCAUUGAUCAGAUCAAACGAUCCUAGCUUUACACCGAUGGAAGUACCUGAUAUAGAGCUGUAAAUAAUCAUUAGUCUCCAAUUAUCGGUGCGCUCAUGUUUUUGUGCUCUCAUCUCGAAGCAUCCAUAAGUUCUUGCUGCAUUUUGCUUUACGCUACAUGCUAGUUGCUGGUUGAUCCCUUACCCCGAUCUAUUUUUAUGAGCAGUGAAGCAUGAUGGGAUUGUAUUUCUUGAGUACUGUUGUGCAAGAUUGUGUUCUUGUAAUAGCUAGGAGAAAUUAUGGUUGAUGUA
Messenger RNA from Amaranthus tricolor (Joseph's coat), 1225 nucleotides. RefSeq lists its product as uncharacterized. Lineage: Eukaryota; Viridiplantae; Streptophyta; Magnoliopsida; Caryophyllales; Amaranthaceae. Gene Ontology annotation, cellular component: cytoplasm; nucleus. The record is from RefSeq and is a predicted model, not a curated record. Gene Ontology annotation, molecular function: RNA endonuclease activity; sequence-specific DNA binding; RNA binding. The transcript has 6 exons. The coding region runs from base 258 to 998 and encodes 246 amino acids.